AUGACGCGCGAGACGACAUCCGUGCCACCCCAAUUCGCAAAGCCAAUCCUGCAAUACACAAGGACUCGACAGGAGGCUCUUUAUAUUCGAAGAGCGUUGACUCUGUAUUUGAAGGCGCAAAUUGAGUUCUCUGGUGACUCUCACGUAUCUCACAUCACUCUUUGCGUUCCACACAAUGCUACCAAUGUGAAGCGCAUCCCACCAGAGUUGAAAAAUGGACUACGCGCGCAAUACCUCCAGGCGCUGCAUGCCAACAUAGCUGCGAAAAGAGAGUACAAUGAGGUGCUUCUGGAAAUUGCAGCUCAGAAGAAAGUCAUGCAUUCCUCAUCAACUGGUUCUGUUGGUGAGGAAUCUAGCAACAAGGGUGGAGAGGUGCAAGCCUACCUGGGAUUGCUCCGAAGCCGGCGCGAUCAUGGGAAGAUACUGAUUUUCCAACAUUACCUGGAGAAACUGAACAAAAUGGAGGCUGGACAAGCUGGCUAUCUUGGACUUAGUGAUGAGCAAGCUUUAUCUCGCCAAGCUGCUGAGAGCUCGGCUGUCUCGGCUACCUUAACCUCGAGGGGCCGUGACGGCUGUGGCACGGAUGUUGAAGCUCUUUUUCAUCGGUUGGAACGGGCGGUGCUGCGUGCGAAGAAUCAAGCAGAUAUAGAGAAGAAACUGUUGGAAAAGCUAAAAUACCAACACCCCUCUGAAGAUGAGAAACCCGUCCCACCAGGGAAAAAGCUGGAAGCUUUGCGAUGGACUCAUACGGAAUUGGUUCGGUGGGUUGAAGAGAAGCUGGUUGAGUCUUCGCCAAUGGAUGACCAGGGCCCGAUUGAAGACGAAGCCAUGAUCGUUGCAUCCGACGUCGAAACAAUUCAAAUAUUGGAAGAGACUAAAUCCCAGAUUCAGGAACAGUAUGCCGCCUAUGUUAGAGCUCGAAAGGCUUUGCUAUCGGCCGUAUCUACAGCAUCCCAGCCCCUCUCUGUCGGUUUCCAGACACCACAGCGCCGUCUUGCACCUAGUGAGAAGCAGCAGAAUACCCCUACGCCGGACCUUGCUUUACUGUUAUCAUCCAUAUCGGAGCAUCUAUUGCCCUUGUCGAAGGCCCAGAAAGCCCCAUCGAUGCAGAAAUCCCAUCUAUCCGCUAUCCUUGCCAAGGAGAAAUGGACUACCUGCCGAAUGCUGGAUCGACUGCGGGAUGAGAGUCAUCUACUUCCAGAAUAUCCUAUCCUCACGAGACAGCCGCGCUUUAAGCAUGCCGUUGCAGCUAUAAACCGCCUGCCAUCUCUGCUUUCCAGCCCAACCAACCCGAACGAGAGGUCAGAGAUAGUUACUCAUGCGGAAGCCUGGGCAUUUGCUGCUAAGGAAGCAGGGGAUGUGACGAGGGGAUAUAUUGAACAGAGGACGGACAUUGCGACAGAAUUGGCCCGAAAUGCGGAGGAUACGUUGAAGGAGAUGUACGAGCUUAUGAACCAGGACUUUGAGGAAGCAACUGCUAGCAAGGCAAAAGACAAGGAGGAUGAUGGGGAUAUCUGGACUUCGGAAAGCCGGUUUGCUAGAAAUAGAGGGAGACAGGCACGAUCGGAGAAACGGCCAAAGGGUCCUUGGUCUGGGUUGAAUGGGAGAGUUUGUGCCAUAGGGGAUGGGUAA
This is a messenger RNA of Paracoccidioides brasiliensis Pb18, 1632 nucleotides long. RefSeq lists its product as uncharacterized. Bases 1 to 1632 code for a protein of 543 amino acids. The transcript has a single exon. The record is from RefSeq and is a predicted model, not a curated record.